Messenger RNA from Parnassius apollo (apollo), 8604 nucleotides. The record is from the annotation of a GenBank genome assembly. NCBI's taxonomy places the organism in Eukaryota, Metazoa, Arthropoda, Insecta, Lepidoptera, Papilionidae.
UUGAAGCUGGUGCCGCCCAGUGCUUGCACUCCUGAGCUCGAAGAGAAGGUCGUGGAACUACACAAGACUCACAGAGGACAAACGCCAGCGGAAGCGGAGCUGAACUAUUUGGAGAACGCCAAGAAACUGGCGAUGUACGGCGUGGACCUGCAUCCCGCCAAGGACUCGGAGAACGUCGACAUUACGCUCGGUGUCUGCUCCUCUGGACUGAUGGUGCACCGGGAGAAGCUCCGUAUCAACCGCUUCGCGUGGCCAAAGAUCCUCAAAAUCAGCUACAAACGGCACAACUUCUACGUGAAGUUGCGGCCAGGGGAAUUCGAGCAGUUCGAGUCCACGGUCUGCUUCAAGCUGGCCAACCACCGCGCCGCCAAGAAACUCUGGAAGACUUGCGUCGAACACCACACGUUCUUUAGGCUGACGAAGCCGGAGCCCGCGAGUCGCGGCACGCUGUUCCCGCGGCUGGGCUCGCGCUUCCGCUACAGCGGGCGCACGCAGCACGAGACGCGCACGCAGCACCCGCAGCGCGCGCCGCCGCACUUCGCGCGCACGCUCUCCGCGCGCAAGCUCUCCUCGCGCAGCAUGGACGCAUUGGCGGCCAGUGACAAAGAUGAUUCGAUGCCACCGGAUGCCACCAAGCGCCACACCAUGCCACCGCAGCCGGCGCCCAGGCCUACCAUCAAGGACAAGAAACCUCCACCAGGAGCAGUUAAAGUGAUGCCAACUGCGCCACCGGAUAAAAAAGAAGAAAAGAUAGUAACAGAAAGGAAGCCAGCUGAAAAUGGCACAGACACAACCAGCGAUCCGGGUAUCACAAACAACGUGGAAACUCCUAAGAGGUCAAAGGCGGGAGGCUUCGGACUUUUUGGUAGUAAAAAAGAAAAAUCCCCGAAAGAUGAAAAGUCCCCGAAAGACAAAUCGCCAAAAUCUAGAGAUAAAUCGCCAAAAUCUAAAGAUAAAUCGCCUAAAGAAAAAGACAAGAAACUGAAAGACUCCAAAACAAAAGUCGCCGUACUCGAUACGUCUAAUGAAAGCUCAAAUCUUGAUAGUUCAGUUGAAAAAAGCCCAAGUAAAGGUGAUGGGAAACCAAGCUUUACUAAACCUUACGAAUAUACUGAUACUGAGAAAAGUCCAACUCGCACUAAACCUUUUAUUCAAGGUGCAUUUAGCUAUGAAAAAGAGCCUAUUUCCGAUGAAAAGCAAAGAAAUCUUGAUGACAGUCAAAGCCCCACAACAAGAAAGGCUGGAUUGGCAUUUAAUUAUGCCCCAGGAGAAGAUAAGAAGGUGGCUGAAAGUGCUGAAAAACGCAAAACCCCUGAAGAUCCUAACAAACUUAAAACACCUGGUAUUGAUUAUGUACAAUCAGCUGCUUUAAAAGAACAAGCCAAAGGACCCAAGCAUCUUAUUGAUCCAACUUUGGCCUUGUUAGACUCCGAGAGAGCUCAUCAUGAAGUCCCCGUUACUGCGGUAUUACCGAUUACUAAAAAAGACAACGAAAUACAAGUAGUCAUUAUAACGGGUCGAUAUAAUCCAAAAACAAAGAAACUUGAUGAUGCUAAUGGCACUAUUCUUGUAACUAAGGGGACUCUGAACAAAUCCAAUGGAAAGAUACAGACGGAAACAGAGUUAAUAAACACAAAGUCAGGCCAAAUAAAUUAUACUGAUCCAGCAACCGGUAAACAAGAGGUGAAGAAUGGUCAUGUUGAUUCGAAAUCUGGUCAUAUUCUAUUUACAUCUGGUGUCAUUGACCCUAAAACGGGAAAAAUUGACCCCAUUUUGGCACAACAAUACUGUUUUGUUGAAAGAUCUGAAGAUAAAGUAGGUGCCAAGCCUGGUAGAGAGGUAGAUUUAGUUGUUAUAACCAGUAAAUAUGACGGGAAACACAAAAAACUUGAUCCAUUACAUGGACAUGUGGAUGUUUCCAAAGCUAUUGUCGCAUCUGAUGGCAUUGUUCAUUCAAAUUAUGGGACCAUUGAUCCUAGGUCCGGUAAGAUCGAAUAUGUCGACCCAAAAACAGGCAAACAAGAUCCAAAACAAGCAUAUGUUGACCAAAAGACUGGAAAUCUUCUUGUGACAACCGGUAUCAUAGACCCGAAAUCAGGCAAGGUGGAUUCAUCACUUGGACAACAGUUCAGUGUAGUUGAAAAGGACGCCACAAAAGCUAACAGAGAAGUGAGGUUGGUUGUCAUAACAAGCAAAUAUGAUAUCAAAAACAAAAAGCUAGACCCAACAUUUGCUCACGUUGAUUCCAUUAAAGGAGUAUUGAGUGGAACUGAUGGCAAAAUUUAUUCAGAAUAUGGUAUUAUCGAUCCUAGAACUGGAGAUAUCCAAGUAACUAAUACAGAGACAGGCAAGCAAGAGAUUAAACAUGCUCAAGUUGAUCCGAAAACCGGUAACAUUCUUCUGCUCUCAGGAGUGAUUGAUCCUCGAACCGGACAACUUGAUACUACACUAGGACAACAGUAUAGUGUCGUCGACAAGCCUAUAUCUACAUUCGCUUCGGUUUCAGGAAAGGACGUUCAAGUUGUAGCAAUAACCAGCAAAUAUGACUCAAAACACAAGAAAUUAGAUAAUCCCAAUGGAUUUGUUGAAAUCUCUCAAGCCAUCAUAAGCGAUAAAGACAGUAAAGUACAUUCUAAUUUUGGUAUUUUAGAUCCGAACACUGGAAAAAUUCAUUUUACAGAUCUAAAAACUGGUAAACGUGAUUCAAAACAAGCUAGUAUAGACCAAAAAACGGGCAGCUUUGUUAUUACUUCUGGAGUUAUUGACCCCAAAACCGGUAAAGUAGAUUCUUCACUUGCUCAACAGUUAAGUGUUAUCGAUAAAGAUGCUCCGAAGGGAAUUCCUGAGAGACGAGUAAAUUUGGUUGUAGUGACGGCCAAGUAUGAUCCUAAAAUGAAAAAACUGGACCUUUCCACUUCUCAUGUAAAUACUUAUCCUGGUACAGUGGACACUGACGAUAAAGUACACACGAAAUUUGGUAUAAUUGAACCAAGCAUUGGCCAAAUUACUGUUACUGAUCCCGUAACUGGCAAACAAGAAACAAAGAAAGCGACAGUCGACACGAAAACUGGUAAUUUAUUGCUCACAUCAGGUGUUGUUGAUCCACGGACCGGGCAAGUGGAUGGCUCCUUAGGUCAGCAACUUAGCAUUGUCAAUAUGCCUAAAGACACGUUUGCAGGCGUACCGGGUAAAGAAGUGCAGUUAGUAAUUAUUACAAGUAAAUAUGAUUCUAAGAACAAAAUAUUGGAUAAUCCUAAUGGUCAUAUUGAUACUUCAAGGGCAAUUAUUUCUUCGGACGGAAGAAUCCAUUCAAAUUUCGGUAUUCUUGAUCCAAAAACAGGCAAAGUGGAACAUACGGAUUCUGUAACAGGAAGACAAGAGAUAAAACAAACUACAGCAGACCCAAAAACUGGCCACUUCAUUCUUGCGACCGGUAUUGUGGAUCCGAAGAGUGGUAAGACAGAUUCAUCUCUUGCUCAGCAAUGGUGUAUUGUAGAUAAAGAUUCAGGUAAAAGUACGCCCGAAAGACAUAUAAACUUGGUCAUAAUUACGGCUAAGUAUGACCUUAAGAAUAAAAAAUUAGACCUAUCGAACGCUCAUGUUGACUCUGUUCCUGGAAUUAUUAAAGAUGACGAGAAAGUUUAUACAGAAAAAGGUAUCAUAGAUCAAGGUACAGGUCAAAUCACUAUUGUAGAUCCCGCCACAGGAAAACAUGAGGUUAAGAAAGCAUCCUUGGAUUCUAGAACCGGCAAUUUGUUGUUGACUUCUGGCGUUAUCAAUCCUCACACAGGUAAACUCGACUCUGAUUUAGCCCAGCAAUUGACUAUUGUUAGUAAAGACGUCAAUAAAGUUCCUGCAAUAUCUGGCAGAAACGUGCAACUUGUAGUUAUUACUAGUAAAUACGAUCCAAAAACUAAAAAAAUAGAUAAUCCUAAUGGACACGUGCAAACUUUAUCUGCUGUCAUUUCAAACGAUGGAAAAGUUUAUUGUAACAAUGCUGUUUUGGAUCCAAAAACAGGCAAAAUUGAACAAACUGAUCCAAAGACUGGUAAACAAGAAAUAAACCAGGCCAUUCUUGAUUCUAAUACGGGACAUUUUACUCUUGCUUCUGGUGUCAUUGAUCCCAAAACUGGAAAAAUAGAUUCUUCGCUUGGGCAGCAAUGGUGUGUAAUUGAUAAGGAGUCUCCGAAAGAAGCUCCAGCUCGAUAUGUUAACUUGGUAAUAAUUACAUCUAAAUAUGAUCUAAAGAAUAAGAAACUAGAUCUUGCUAAUCCACAUGUUGAGACAAUUCCUGGAUUUGUUGGGGCUGAUGAUAAAGUUUAUACAGAUAUUGGCGUUAUUGAUCCGACCACAGGACAAGUCACUUUUAUUGAUACUAUAACACGAAAACAGGACGUUAAAAAAGCUUCAGUAGACCCAAAAACUGGAAACUUGUUGAUUUCGUCAGGCGUAGCAGAUCCACAAACAGGACAUGUUGAUCCAACUUUAGCACAACAAUUAAGUGUUGUUGAAAAACCAAAAGACACAUUUGCUGCAGUUCCCGGCAAAGAGGUGCAGCUUGUAGUGAUUACAAACAAAUACGAUCCGAAAACCAAAAGGUUAGACAAUCCUAAUGGUCAUAUAGAAACAUCACGAGGAAUAAUUGCAGCCGACGGAAGAAUUCAUUCUAAUCAUGGCAUUGUAGAUCCAAAAACUGGUAAAAUUGAGCAAGUUGAUCAUAAAACUGGCAAAACAGAGAUUAAACAAGCUAUUACAGAUCCUAAAACUGGACAUUUAAUUAUUACAUCUGGUGUUGUUGAUCCAAAGACUGGAAAGGUGGAUUCAACUCUUGCUCAACACUUAAGUAUUGUAGACAAAGAUAGUAAACCCUUACAAAGAGAAAUUCAUUUAAUCAUUAUCACUACAAAAUAUGAUCCAAGAACAAAGAAAAUCGAUCCAAAUCAAGGAAUUGUGGAUACUGUAACUGGAACAGUUUCAUCUGACGGUAAAAUAAUUACGGAAUUUGGUGCAGUAGAUCCUUCGACUGGUGAAAUUACAAUAACUAAUCCUGUAACAGGUAAAAAAGAAGUUAAAAAAUCUAUUAUUGAUCCGUCGUCGGGACAUAUGCUGGUAACUAGCCAAGUCGUUGAUCCCAAGACAGGUAAGGUUGAUCCAACAUUGGUUCAACAGUUCACUAUUGUCAGUAAAAAAGUCGUCCCACAUGCUAAACCGCCAUCGAAAGGUGAAAUUCGUCUUGUUAUUAUUACGGGAAAAUACGAUCCGCGAACAAAAUCUGUGGAUGCUGGUUCUGGAACGGUAGAUGCUUCCAAAGGCUUCGUUAGCGUUGAAGAUGGUAAAAUUCAUACCGAUUUCGGCAUUAUUGAUCCAAAAUCAGGACAGAUACUUUAUAAAGAUCCUGUCACGGGUAAACAAGAAUUGAAACAAGCAGAAAUAGACCCUCAAACUGGCAACUUCAUAGUGACCACUUCUGUAGUAGAUCCGAGUACUGGUAAAGUGGAACCUUCUUAUGCUCAACAGCUAACGAUUGUUGACAAACUAAAUGUUUUGCCUAAAGCUGCACCCGUAGCGCAAAGAACUAGUAUCUCCCCAGCUAGACAAGUGCCGUCUCCAAUAAAGACUCCUACUCAGACAUCUGUGCACACGCCAUUAAGUUCACCAGUAAAAACUUCCUCACCCAUAAUUAGUAGUCAAGCUCAAAAAGCUUCGACUAUUACGUCAGUUGCACCGGUUCAGAAAUCAUCACCAGUUAAACCUACGUCUGCACCACCAGCACCGCCUAAAAGAAAGAUUGUAAAAAUUAUGGUUAUUUUCACUAAAGUUGAUCCUAAGACCAAGAAACCAGAUUUAAGUACAGCAGACGUUGAACAUAUAACUGGUAUACUCGAUCUGAAUGGGCAGAUUGAAACGAAGUAUGGUGUCUUAGAUUCAAAUAAAGGUAACUUAGUUGUAAGUGAUACAAACGGCCAGAGAAAAACAAAAGACGGUGUUGUAUUCCCUGAAACGGGUCAAAUAUUUAUACCAUCUGGUGCAAUUGAUCCAAAGACCGGUAAAGCUGAUCCAAAUUUAGGUAUGAUUUUGAGCGUCGCAAAACAGGAUGAUCCUCUAGUAGAAAUUACAACUAUAACAGGCCCGAUUGACCCUAGAACGAGUAAAGUUGAUAUCGAGAAUGGUUUUGUAGAGUAUACUAAAGGAAAGGUUGAUGCAGAGACCGGACACAUUUCAACUAAAUAUGGUGUAAUUGAUCCUUCAAAUGGAGUCAUCUUUGUUACUGAUACCUCAGGAGCCCAGGAUACUAAACCUGUGGAUAUUGAUGAAAAUAAUGGCCAAAUUACUAUUACAGGUGCUAUCGAUCCCAAAACUGGAAAGCUUGAUCCAAAACUUGGUCAAGUAUUAGUUGUUGGUACUCACAUUGACCCAAUUGUUGAAGUGACUACAUUCGUUGGAAAAGUUGAUUCUAAGAAAGGUAUCAUCGAACCUAAGCAUUCUGCCAUUGAAAGUUCUACAGGACAAUUUAAUCCAGAUAAUAAUAAGAUUGACACCAAAUAUGGUCAGAUCGAUUUAGUUAAAGGCACUGUAACCUACAAUGAUCCCAAGACGGGUAAAUUCGAAAGUAAAGAAUUAAACGUGGACCCAGUUACUGGGCAAUUUCUGCUUAGAAGUGGACAGAUUAAUCCCAAAUCUGGUAAACCAGACAAAGACAUCGGCCGGUUAAUUUGCUUAAGAAUUAUUAGGAAUAAAGUUGACCCGGUUUCUGGCAAGCAAAUUGUUUCCAAUGAUCCACGAAACGUCAAAGUUGACCCGAAAACUAAUCAAAUUUGGAUUGCCGGACCGAAAGAUCCACAAACUGGAGACGUUAUUUAUACUGCUGGUCAAAUUGAUCCCGUUACUGGCUAUAUCAUUACGAUUUACGGACGUCUUGAUCCGAAAACAGGAACGAUUAUUAGAACAACGGAAAUUGACAAAUCACUUAUUAAGGUUGAUCCAAUUAAUGGGCAAAUUUACACAGCUACAGGUGAAGUCGACGAAGAUAAUCAACCAAUAUAUUCAGCCUCCCAAGUGGAUCCAGGAUCUGGAGAAAUUUAUACCAAGUUGGGUAAGAUUGAUGCUCGAACUGGUAGAUUAAUAAUAAUUAAAAUUUAUGUCAUUACACAAAAGGAUGAAAAGGGCCGUGUAAAGGAAGUUGAUCCUCGAGAAUGUACAAUAGAUGAAAAAACCGGCAGAAUAAUAACAACAAAAACAGUUUACCUGUACCAAAUCAUUGAUCCUAUAACUGGGGAAACUAUUGAUGUAGACCCAGACGACCCGAGACUCAAAGGUGCGCGAACAACUGUAACACAAACUAUGACGUUAUCGGGUAAAAUAGAUCCAAUAACGGGCAGGAUAAAGACGGAGUACGGUGACAUUGAUCCAGAUACUGGCGAUAUAGACCCCAGUACAGCUGUCCGAGAUCCAGUUACUGGACAGUUGAUAUUACAUUAUUCACAAAUCGACCCAUCUCACUUCGAAGAUAAGAGUGGAAAUUACACAAUAGAGAAGGAAACGCAGGACCUUCCGGCGAAUAUUGACAUCGAGACAGUGAACACGCACAAAUUCUCCACAUUCGGCAAGGACGAGAGCCCUGCACGAGGUGACGAACCUAAAACUUUCACAGAGUACACUACUAGUGAGCACAUUAGGCACCAGGGCUACGUGUCAUCCAGUACCCCCCUUUCCUCAAAAAUCCCAGUUUCACAGCGAACAAAGAAAACUCCAACUCCACCUGUGGUCGUGAAGACGACGACAAAGCAACUACUUACUAAGAACGAAGAGGGAGUGACUCAUAACGUCGAGCAAGAGGUUGAAAACCUGGGCACUGGUGAAGUGACGUUCUCCACUCACACCAACAAGGCGGAAAGCCUAGAGCCGAUGGAGGGAAAGAGUCCGUACGUAACUGCGCGCGCGGUGACCACUCGGACGGCCACAACUCACCACGAUCUCGAUACGAAAGCGAAAACGCAACAGAUGGAAGAAAAAACCGUCGCACACACUCUCACUUCCUCUGCCACGAGGCAGGAGCAGCGUGUGUUGACACAGGAAGUCAAAACCAUGGUUACUACUGGCGAUCAGCUGACUAGACGCGGCUCAGAAAGUUCGCUGAGCAGUGGUGACUCGGGCACGCCGAUCGACUUCGAGGAAGGAGGGGAAGGUGUCUACUACGUCACCGAACCCGGUACAUAUCGAACCACUACCACGAGCACGGUUAUGGGAAAUGCGCCAUUCGGCAGCAUGGUCCACGGAUCCACCACCAGGAGCAGCACGGGUCCCCAAAUAACGGAAACGAAAGAGGAAGGUUCGGGCGAGUGUACAGUGGAGGGUGGUGAGGGUGAAGUCGUCUCCUCGCAGACCAUCAGCUCCAAGACGCGCACCGUCGAGACCAUCACUUACAAGACGGAGCGUAAUGGCGUAGUGGAGACUCGCGUGGAACAGAAGAUCACAAUCCAGUCCGACGGGGACCCCAUCGACCACGACCGAGCACUAGCGGAGGCCAUACAGGAAGCCACAGCGAUGAACCCCGACAUGACGGUAGAAAAGAUCGAGAUCCAACAGCAGAGCACGCAGCCCUAA